UGAGUGACGUUGCGGGAGCAUGCUGGACGGACGAGGUAUUCCACGAACACUUCUGGAUCCACAUCCGAGUACUGCACACCCCAACCCGCCCCACAUUGCCCGGGCAAACCUAUUUUUGGCAUGAUCCUUACUCUGCUCCGGUCGAAAGAAUUACGGAGAUAUAUACAAUCUUAUUCCGGCUGCCUUUCAACCCUAUGUCGUAUUUCAGCCUCGCGGCACACUUUCGCAACGGCCCCGAAUACGAGGAGAGACUCAAACGGCCAUUCCUGCCUCCUGGACCAGACCUGACCCUAAAGGACAUCCAUUCAGCCGUGCCAAAGCACCUCCUGAAGAGGCACGAUGCCGACCACGGCUCUCUCUUCGAGGACAGUAGGAUCAACAACGCAGUAGGAUUUGUGUUACAUUCCGAUCUCCUUAUACCCUAUUUCUCCUGGCGCUCUACUCAUCAUGCGCAUCAUGAAGCAACAGGCUCAAUGGAGCGCGAUGAAAACUAUGUUCCGUAUACGCGUUCCAAAUACAGGCUUCCCGACGAGAAGACAGCCACGAAGGCCGACUAUGAUGAACUUUUUGAAGAGACUCCGAUCUAUACCCUCUAUAGACUUUUUAUCAUGCAGGCAUUGGGGUGGUGGGUCUAUUUGGCGCAAAACACGAUGGGGUCACCGAUGUACCCACCCGGCACGAACCACUUCAACCCUUAUUCGCCUUUAUUCAAGAAGGAACAGCGUUUUUCUAUCUUACUGUCGAACAUCGGCAUCGCCUCCAUGGCACUCAUCCUCUAUGCGCUUGAACGAGAUUUUUUCUUCUGGUACUACCUGAUCCCAUAUAUUGUAGUUAAUCACUGGAUUGUGAUGUUCACUUUCCUCCACCACUCUGACCCGACAAUUCCGCAUUAUCGGAAGGCAGAAUGGACCUUCCUGCGGGGUGCAGCGGGGACGGUGGAUCGCCCUCUUCUUGGAUGGAUGGGGCGAUUCUUCUUCCAUAAUAUCAGCCAUGACCAUGUGGCCCAUCGCUUCUUCCUUAGAGCGCCAUUUUGUAAUGGCCCGGCUAUCACCAAAGCAAUCAAGCCAGUCCUGAAAGAGCACUACAACUACGAUUCGACGGCUACGUUCUACGCGCUUUACCGCUCCUUCACUCAAUGCCUCUUCAUUGAAGACGAAGGCGACAUUAUAUUCUACAAGAACAGGGAAGGAAUCGCUGUGAGAGAGCUCGAUAAAUCGGCACUUGGGCGGAAGUUAGAAGGUGUCUCUGAGAGUAUCGAGGCAGAGGCGGAGGAAGCGCUUCAGUGAA
Molecule: messenger RNA, 1287 nt
Organism: Cyclocybe aegerita
Lineage: Eukaryota; Fungi; Basidiomycota; Agaricomycetes; Agaricales; Hemipholiotaceae
Source: the annotation of a GenBank genome assembly